AAGCGAGAGGGAUAAAAAAGGCGGUUUUGGGGGGCGGCUGUGGAUCGCCUUAAAAGCCGUCUCCUUUUUCCGCUAUACCCUAAAUUUCUCCAUUUCUUCAAUCUCUACUUGUACGGGCUUCAACUCCUUGACUUGUUGGAGCGUCAAUGGCUUCGAAGCGUAUUUUGAAGGAACUGAAGGAUUUGCAGAAAGAUCCUCCUACUUCAUGCAGUGCUGGACCUGUAGCUGAAGACAUGUUCCACUGGCAAGCAACAAUUAUGGGACCCCCUGAUAGCCCAUAUGCAGGAGGUGUAUUCCUAGUUACUAUUCAUUUUCCUCCUGAUUAUCCUUUCAAGCCCCCUAAAGUUGCUUUUAGGACCAAGGUCUUCCACCCAAAUAUCAACAGCAAUGGAAGUAUUUGUCUUGAUAUUCUUAAAGAACAGUGGAGCCCUGCACUUACCAUCUCUAAGGUGCUGCUCUCCAUCUGCUCAUUGCUGACCGAUCCAAAUCCUGACGACCCUCUCGUACCAGAGAUUGCCCACAUGUACAAGACCGACCGAGCCAAGUAUGAAACAACUGCUCGGAGCUGGACACAGAAGUAUGCGAUGGGAUAAUGUACAAGCUCCUUUGUGAAUAUAUAUUAUGUUGCCGUAUGAUGAUGUGUUAAACCAUGGGUUUGUUGGUCUAUUACAGACUUGCGGUAGGAAAAUUUAUAUAUAUAUGUAUGGGUUCUGUAAUGAACCAUCUUGCCUGCUUUGUGAAACUAUAUUUUGGGGUUUGAAAAGGAAGAAAGAUGUUAGGGAUAUUAUUACUUUGGUAUCAUGUAUUGUUAUUUCAUGGUGAAGGUUUUUUUUUGUGUGA
Messenger RNA from Vitis riparia (riverbank grape), 840 nucleotides. Its product is annotated as ubiquitin-conjugating enzyme E2-17 kDa. The transcript is spliced from 5 exons. Gene Ontology annotation, biological process: protein polyubiquitination. NCBI's taxonomy places the organism in Eukaryota, Viridiplantae, Streptophyta, Magnoliopsida, Vitales, Vitaceae. Gene Ontology annotation, molecular function: ubiquitin conjugating enzyme activity. The coding region runs from base 147 to 593 and encodes 148 amino acids. Gene Ontology annotation, cellular component: nucleus. The record is from RefSeq and is a predicted model, not a curated record.